AUGCCGGCUACAGGAAGACCAAACACCGACUACGAGCGCUGGCUUCAGCAUCACAAUCCAGACGCUGAAUUUCAACCGAGUCCACAAUACGGUCCUCAUCAUGGCAGUCGGUCUGGGAAAUAUCCCCCAUUUCACACACCAAAGACAGACAGGCCUCGCAUUCCCUUCGCCGAACCUCAAAUCCGGUUUUCGCCUACAGAGAAGGAGCUUGGAUCUUCUCCCAAGGAGAGUUCGAGCUCACCGACUGUUAUCUUGUUGUUCAUUUUUGUUAUUCUGGUUGCUAUUGCAUAUGCUCGAGUGCAACUUGCGCACUCCUCACAAAACCCUCAGUCUCGGAGAAGAGGUGAAAAGAUCUGA
Aspergillus bombycis is the source of this 357-nucleotide messenger RNA. RefSeq lists its product as uncharacterized. The transcript has 2 exons. The record is from RefSeq and is a predicted model, not a curated record. The coding region runs from base 1 to 357 and encodes 118 amino acids. Lineage: Eukaryota; Fungi; Ascomycota; Eurotiomycetes; Eurotiales; Aspergillaceae.